Messenger RNA from Cynara cardunculus var. scolymus (artichoke), 1157 nucleotides. Its product is annotated as cell division control protein 2 homolog A-like. Lineage: Eukaryota; Viridiplantae; Streptophyta; Magnoliopsida; Asterales; Asteraceae. The coding region runs from base 59 to 943 and encodes 294 amino acids. Gene Ontology annotation, cellular component: nucleus; cyclin-dependent protein kinase holoenzyme complex; cytoplasm. The record is from RefSeq and is a predicted model, not a curated record. Gene Ontology annotation, molecular function: ATP binding; cyclin binding; cyclin-dependent protein serine/threonine kinase activity. The transcript is spliced from 9 exons. Gene Ontology annotation, biological process: regulation of gene expression; G1/S transition of mitotic cell cycle; regulation of G2/M transition of mitotic cell cycle.
GAAUUGGGAGUAGAAUUGGAGCAAAAUAACUCCAGCGAGUUUAUUUCCAGCGGAAUUGAUGGACCAGUAUGAAAAGGUUGAGAAGAUUGGUGAAGGAACAUAUGGUGUGGUCUACAAGGCUCGUGACAGAAUAACCAAUAAAACUAUUGCUUUGAAGAAGAUUCGUCUGGAGCAAGAAGAUGAGGGAGUUCCUAGCACAGCUAUAAGAGAAAUCUCGCUGUUGAAAGAGAUGGAACAUGAAAACAUUGUCAGGUUACAUGAUGUCGUGCACAGUGACAAACGUCUGUAUUUGGUCUUUGAGUACCUAGACUUAGACUUGAAGAAACACAUGGACUCUUGUCCGGAGUUCUCAAAGGAUCCUCAUCUUGUAAAAAUGUUCCUAUAUCAAAUGUUACGUGGUAUUGCUUAUUGUCAUUCUCAUCGAGUUCUGCAUAGAGAUCUAAAGCCCCAGAAUCUGUUGAUAGAUCACCGUACCAAUGCUCUUAAGCUUGCAGACUUUGGAUUGGCCAGGGCCUUUGGUAUUCCAGUCAGGACAUUUACACAUGAGGUGGUGACACUCUGGUAUAGGGCACCAGAAAUUCUUCUUGGAUCCCAUCAGUAUUCGACUCCAGUUGAUGUGUGGUCGAUUGGUUGUAUAUUUGCUGAGAUGGUGAAUCGAUGUCCACUCUUUCCUGGAGACUCUGAGAUUGAUGAGUUGUUCAAGAUUUUCAAAAUAAUGGGAACUCCUAAAGAAGAUACAUGGCCUGGAGUGACUUCUCUGCCCGACUACAAGUCCACUUUUCCAAAGUGGCCUCCACAGGACCUUGCAACCAUGGUUCCAAACCUUGACAAAGCCGGCCUUGAUCUCCUGCAUAAAAUGCUCAAUUUGGACCCCUGCAAAAGAAUUACAGCAAGGGCUGCAUUAGCGCAUGAGUACUUCAAGGAUAUAGGAUCAGUGCCAUAAUCCACCUCCAAGAAACACAACCUCGAAGCUCGUUAUGCGAAUAUGCAUCGUUUAUAGGUGAUGUUUUUUUCUUCCUAUUUCUUCUACUCAAAACAACGUUUUACGUCACAUGAAAUUGCUUUUCUGCAAAGUCAAAUUCGAAUUUGAUUGUUUUUUCUUUUUCUGAAACCAUAAUCUCAGUUCAAAAUAGAUAAGAUUUGGUGCAAGUGUUGGA